Oncorhynchus masou masou (cherry salmon) is the source of this 3535-nucleotide messenger RNA. Its product is annotated as LIM/homeobox protein Lhx2-like. Lineage: Eukaryota; Metazoa; Chordata; Actinopteri; Salmoniformes; Salmonidae. Gene Ontology annotation, molecular function: DNA-binding transcription factor activity, RNA polymerase II-specific; RNA polymerase II transcription regulatory region sequence-specific DNA binding. Gene Ontology annotation, cellular component: nucleus. Bases 388 to 1653 code for a protein of 421 amino acids. The record is from RefSeq and is a predicted model, not a curated record. The transcript is spliced from 5 exons. Gene Ontology annotation, biological process: neuron differentiation; regulation of transcription by RNA polymerase II.
UUCGUUUACUAAUGCCCUGCAAAAUGUUUUAAUCCAAAUUCCCCUGAAGAAAUAGGAGGAACCAGUAGCAGACCCAUGCAACGGGGCUUCGAUAGUUGGUAUGUUUUUAAUUCCUUAGGAAUUAUUUAGCAAAUGGCAUUUCUUCUCGCAUGAUAAUGGAAUAAUAUAUUGGUAUGCUGCAUAUAAUUAAUUAGCAUUAGUAAAACGACGGAUUCCGUCACUUUAAUGACUGAAUUAUAGCCUAUGAGAGAGAGAUGCAGAGAUUCGGAUGAUGAUUUCCAUUGGCAGAUGAUAGUGUGGAGAACACGUGUCCAUUUUUGCCUCACAUUUUUUUCUGACCCGGAAUUCUUACAUGUCACACCAAGAAGGGAAAUAAUCUGACUGCCAAUGCACGGGCUAGGUUUGCGUCUUAUGGAAAUCUUUGGUUGCAGAUCUGAGGAAAACACGUAUAAUAUCAUCCCCUCUGCGGCAACGAUGCUUUUCCACGGACUCCCUGGAGGCGACAUGCACGGUGUUGUGGAAGAAAUGGAGCGGAGAGGAAAGAGCGAAUCCGCAGCUAUCAGUUCGGCCAUAGACAUGGGAGAAUCUGAAACGAACAUGCAGUGCAUGAACAGUGACAGGGUGGCUCUGUGCGCGGGCUGCGGUGGAAAGAUAGCUGACCGCUACUACCUGCUCGCGGUAGACAAACAAUGGCACAUGCGCUGUCUCAAGUGCUGCGAGUGUAAACUCAACCUGGAGUCCGAGCUCACCUGCUUCAGUAAAGACGGAAGCAUCUACUGCAAGGAAGAUUAUUACAGAAGGUUUUCGGUCCAGAGAUGUGCCCGGUGCCACCUCGGGAUCUCGGCCUCAGAGAUGGUGAUGCGGGCCAGGGACUUGGUGUACCACUUGAACUGUUUCACCUGCACAUCCUGCAACAAGAUGCUAACGACUGGGGACCACUUUGGCAUGAAAGACAGUCUGGUCUACUGUCGGCUGCACUUUGAAAAUCUCAUACAGGGGGAAUAUCAGACACAUUUCAAUCAUGCGGAUGUAGCCUCUCACAAAGGACUGGGACCUGCCAACGCUUUGGGACUAUCCUACUUCAACGGCGUGGGGACUGUGCAGAAAGGGCGGCCCAGGAAAAGGAAAAGUCCCGGGCCAGGAGCAGAUUUAGCAGCCUACAAUGCCGCACUCAGCUGUAAUGAGAACGACGGCGACUCUAUGGACAGGGACUCCUACAGCUCCAGUCAGAAGACCAAGCGCAUGCGGACCUCCUUCAAACACCACCAGCUGAGGACCAUGAAGUCCUACUUUGCCAUCAACCACAACCCAGACGCCAAGGACCUGAAGCAGCUGGCCCAGAAGACUGGCCUCACCAAGCGUGUACUACAGGUCUGGUUCCAGAAUGCUCGGGCCAAGUUCCGGCGGAACCUGAUGAGACAGGAGAACACGGGCGUGGACAAGACCUCAGACGGCUCCACCCUGCAGGGGGGCACACCCUCUGGCCCCGCCUCAGAGGCCUCAAUGAGCCCCUCCAGCACACCCACGACCCUGACGGACCUGACCAACCCCACCAUGCCCACCGUCACCUCCGUGUUAACCUCUGUGUCUGUCAGCAUGGAUGUUCACGAGUGCAGAAGCCCAUCGCAGACCACCCUGACCAGCCUGUUCUGACGCCCCCUCACAGACUGCCCCCUUCAGCUUCCUCUGAUGCCCCCAACCCUUUAAGCAAACACCCUGACCCCCCCCCCCCUCGACUCUGUCCACUCGGACCCUAAACACAGACCUUUGACAGAGACAUUGAAUGGACUAGUAAAACUAAGGUAAAGGAAAGAGGAUCUUACUUUUACUCUGAGCCCAUUUUAGAAUAUUUGCAUAGUGAGGCUGCAAAGCCUUGCAGAAGGAACCGUUGUUGUUAUUCUGUUGUUGUUGUUGUUGUUGUUGUUGUUUUGUUGAGAACUGAAGAGACUUGAUUUGCAUUUUUCAGUGUUUACAGAAUGAAACUUGGGGAAAAAAAGAAGAAAAAAAAACUGCUUAAUUUUGGAAAUUCAUUUUUUCCAGCACAAUAUUUAUGUUGUUGUACAGGAGCCACUGUUAGGAAACAUUGAGAAGGAUUGUAAAAUGAUGGGAAAUCUGAGAUUAAACACAGGCUAAGAUAUCCUAAGACUGCAAUGUGCCUUACACUCCAUUCUAUCUUCAAUUGGCCCCAACAUAUCCAGACCUAUUUCUCCCAGUAACAUCAGAUAGAUACACAUGUUUUGAACCAACAGAGAGUAUAUUGGAUCAAGGGUAUAGGAGUAAAUGUGUGUGUGUUCCGUGUGUCUGGUGCAUGUGUCUGUGUGUGUGUGUGUCUGUGUGGGUUUGUGGUCUUAACUGCUGUUGAAUAAAUCAAAAAUUACAUAUUUGCACGCACACACAAACACAGAUCUGGCGUAUGAUAUCAUACAAUAGGUUGAAAUGAAACAGCCAAUGAAAGCUUGUUUUGUUUUGAAAUAUUGUGAUCUUACGAUUUGCAUUUAUCUUACAAGAACAUCAACUCUAUACCUCAUUUACAUAAGAACUUGAUAUCAAUGAAGAUGGUUUUGCUGGCUAAAUCCUGCUGUGACACACAGUGCACACUGGCAUCCCGACCUCUUACCUCAACUCAGCUUCCACUGUUCAACACAACUGGGAAUUUUGAAUUGCAAUUGGUCAAAAUGUUAUUUCCCCCAACAGGAGAUGAAGCACUAAAAGCCAAUAUAAGGCUAUUUUCAAGUGUAUCUUUAAUCAGACACAAUGUAGCAUGAUAUGUGUAGGCAGCGUGUUAUGUCCAACCAAGAGAAAAGGCCAGCUAUUUAUAUUUGUGUUCCAGUAAAUACCAUAAUUAUCAUAAAGCUCUAAUUGUGGGCUUCUGUUUAAGUUGUGCAACCAUUUACUUCCAAAUUCUGUUACAUGAAACAACAGUCAACUGGCUACAAAUGUUUAAUUUUCCCUUUUGUGUACAGUAUCACAAGCCAGAUAUUUUACUCAUAGGGACAAAAGGAUGAGUUUACGAGUGAGAAUACGCAGUCAUAUGGUUCCUUCCACCUUCAUCCCUCAAACACUACUACUACUACUACUACUACUACUGUACCAGCUACUGGUCUCCAAUGAUGUAUGGUUAUUGACUGAGGACUUACUGUUUUCCUGCACCUUCUUGUACAGAUCCUGACCCUUCGAUGUAGUCUUCAGUUCUGUAAGAAAUAUAAAAAAUCAAUUAUAACUUAUGUCAUCCUUACAAAUUUGUUCCUUCACGUCUGUGCGUUUUGUAUUACACCAUUAAAAGCACUAACCUAUUUUGCAUUGCUCGACUAAAGCCUCACAUUGAGAUGGUCUGUCAUCUAUCUACUGUAGUGGAUGGUGGUACUGUAGAUGUAUUGUCAUAGGAUCAAAUCUGUCUCUACAUAUGCAUUCCCUUCCUUUCAGCAUUCCAGGGAUUCUGUGCUCGUGUGGCAGAUCCAGUCUAGAACCAUUAUUGGAAUUGCAGAAAUGAGGGCCAUGCAAGGCCUGCUCACAUAACCAUUCAGACCCGGGCCGA